CCCGAUUCUCCAAAGAACUAAAAACCUCUAGGAAAGAAUAAUUUUGAGCCUCAGUUAUCUGUCAAUCAAGGAAAGUUGAUUAUCUCAACUGGUCCUCGUGCUGAGUGGAUUCUGGAGAGGCUAGCGGAUCAUACAAGAACGACACCACGCAGUCCACUCUUCAAGCUAGCUGUAAUAAUGCGCGCGACGUCCUCUUGUACUGCAUGUCGAUUACGCAAGAAGAAAUGCAUCAUCCCCGAGUGGGGACAGUCAUGCAAGCUGUGCGUGUCAAGGAGGCUAGAAUGCAAUCUAGCCAAGGUGCCUUCUGGAAGCGAUAGAGGAGCUCCUUUAGAUCACUUAGACGGCCUUAUCCCAAGUUGUCCGGGAGAACCAAGUGCGGAGCCUUCAAGUACGCUUUUAGAUGGAACAGGAGUUUCAUCGAGAGUGACCCAAGAUGGUUUACCGGCCACAGUCUGUGAUGACUUGGUUGAUCUCUAUUUUGAUUUGAUACACGACAAACAGCAUAUUCUCUUCCAUCGGGAUUCCUUUAUUGCUGAUCAGCGUGCGGGAAGGGCACCAUCGUUUCUGGUGUUAGGGAUGAUUGCGUUGGCAGCUCGGUUUUCGUCCAAUCCAUAUUUUCAGAAUACCCGUCCAUGGGAUAGAGCCAAAUCUUGGUAUCAAAAAGCGAUGAGCGCAUUUAACUCUCGUUCAGUUCUGAUUGAUAUACCGUCUUUGCAAGGGAGCGUCCUGUUGGGAUUCGUCGCAUUCGUGGAAGGAGACAAUGAUCAGGAUGCCUUGCUUUCUGCCCAAGCAAUUUGCAUGGUGCAAAUGUUGCGCUUACCAGUUUGCCUUAGCUCCGAUCCCAUACAGCGAGAAGUCGAGAUUCGAUUAUUCUGGCAAUGUUGGAUGAUGGAUGCGUGGCAUACAUCACGACUACAACUUCCCAGGCGCCUGAAUGAUUCGAAUUUCAAGAGACCCUUGGAAGAGUGUGCAUUUAAUGCAAUGCAGCCUGGUGAUCCGGCUAGUCACCUAUCUGAGGCGGACAUAGAAUCGCUGGGACUGCGGAAAUCCGGCCUUUGGAGCUCAAUGCUUGCUCUGACAGAGAUUCACAACCAAGUUGUCCUGCUUAAUGACCAGAUCGUCCAAAAAUCUAUUCCUUACCCCGCGGUUCGCAGACGUGUAGCAGAAUUGUCAAUCAAGUUGGACCUCUGGCUGGGAGAUCUACCAAGUCAUCUCCUUAAUACGGUUGAUAACCGUGAGAGCCAUGCUAAAUCCGGCCUUGGACGAGAGUUCGCCAUCCUACACCUGCUUUAUCAUCACCAAGCUCAACUUCUCUAUUACCAAUUCCUCAAUAAAGGGUCAACUAGCACUGGCGCGGAUAUCGACCAUGAAGCCGUUCAAUAUGCUGGACAAUGCAAAGCUCAUGCUGCAGCAUUAAGUAAAAUUAUGUGGGACACUAAUUCGACGCCUGGAAUGGAAUGCUUGUGGUCACCAGUCAAUGGACACCUUUUGGUUGUCUCAUCGUCCAUACAUCUUCACACACUCUUAUUCAGCAAUGACGACACAGAAAUCACCAAGGCAAGAAUGUUAUUAGAACAAAACUUCAUCAUUCUACUCCAUUUGCAGAAAUACUGGCCAUUCAUUGAAUUCUCUAUGUCGCGACUGCGGGCAUUUCAUCAAGUAUGUCAGAUGAAUGCUACGGAGAAGAACUUUGACAUGGAUCGCUGGAUGAUUAAAUUCUUAAACAGGUAUGGUUCUCGAGUUCAGGAUCGGUAUAGUGAAUUUGGACCAGAUCUAGACGAAAGCGAUCCAAUUGUAGGGACUCCUGCCGCUGCUGCACUGUGGAAAGAAAUAUCCGGAAGCGAGUUCCGUCAACUUCUCACAGAAUCUCAAUAGGUCUUCGGUCUCGACAUACUGUACAUGAGAAGUUUAUCCGAAAGGCUGCUUAAAUGGUCACAGCGCCCAAAGCUACGCCGGAAAGUGCGAAGGACUGA
Messenger RNA from Paecilomyces variotii, 1973 nucleotides. Its product is annotated as fungal-specific transcription factor domain-containing protein. NCBI's taxonomy places the organism in Eukaryota, Fungi, Ascomycota, Eurotiomycetes, Eurotiales, Thermoascaceae. Gene Ontology annotation, molecular function: DNA binding; DNA-binding transcription factor activity, RNA polymerase II-specific; zinc ion binding. The record is from RefSeq and is a predicted model, not a curated record. Bases 178 to 1875 code for a protein of 565 amino acids. Gene Ontology annotation, biological process: DNA-templated transcription; regulation of DNA-templated transcription. The transcript is spliced from 4 exons. Gene Ontology annotation, cellular component: nucleus.